AUGAGCGCAAUACAAAGCACGCAAGAAUUACUGCAGCCUAUUGGGUUUGAUACACCUGUUGCUGAGUCGAAAACAGUACUGCUGUCGCCAGGUAAAGAAUGGAGGGCGCGUAUACCCGCAGAAUCCAAGCUUACGAUAAAGAUCGUCUAUGGUAUUGCAGAAUUAUUUGGUACGGAACUGGCUAAUGGAGUUGAAUACACAAUACAAUGCGCAAAUAUUGCGGUGUAUAGUGUUGACCAUGUUAAACUAGAGUGGAAGAGCCUUGAUGAACUGGAAACGACAGUAUCGCCAGACACCAAUAUGCCCUAUCUGUAUAACCUGCAUUUCGCGCUGGAAAAGAUGAGGUUAUCCAGCUUCGAUGGCCCGCGUAUUCUGGUGGUCGGGAAGGCUUCUAGCGGAAAGACAAGUCUCUGCAAGAUUCUUUGUUCCUAUGCAUUGAAGAGUAAAGCGUACACGCCGAUAUAUGUCAACCUGAACCCACAAGAGGGCGCUUUUUCGCCGCCCGGCUUUCUGACUGCGACCCCAAUUUCUGACAUCCUGGAUGUCGAAUCGACCAUGUGGGGUCAGAGUAUGACAACUGGUGCCACCAAACUACACAAUAAACAACCCAUGGUUAAGAACUUUGGGCUGGAGAUGAUUGCCGAAAACAGGCCCCUAUACAUGGAGGUACUCGGACAGUUAGCACAGACUGUAGAUGGCCGACUGAAGAAUGAUCCCCUUGUCCGCCGCUCUGGCGUUAUUGUCGAUUCACCACCAUUACAGCAUCUGGAUGAGUCUUAUACUGAGUUGGAGGUCGCCAUUACAAAGUUCAAUAUAAAAACGCUAGUUGUAUGCGCGCCGGACGACAGCCUGGCUGUGGAACUCAGCGACAGAUUCCAGACACUAGUUCGCUCUAUUGUUCGCAUUCCAACUAGCAGAGGUAUUUGCAACAUCGAUGAUGUUGCACGGAGAGCAUUGCAACGCAGCCAGAUCAGAGAAUACUUCUAUGGGAAUGGCUCAACUGUCCUCAGUCCAUAUACCAUUGGUGUUGACCUAUUAGACGCUGUAGUUUGGCGGCCCAAAAGUUCCCUAACCAUUGAUAUGUCGAAAACAAGUCCAAACAUGGUCGAACUAGAGCGUGUCGAAGUCACGGCCGCGAAUUUACAACAUGCUCUCGUCGCAAUUACUUAUGCCCCGCGCAAAAGUACUGCAGAAGAAGUAUUCAGAAGUGGUGUCCUUGGCGUAGCAUUGAUAACCGAAGUCAACGACGCCAAGCGCAAAAUGAGAAUCUUGCUUCCUGUACCUGGUAGGCUUCCGGAUAAGGCUAUGAUACUCACCGCAUAUAGGUAUUUGGAAUGA
Molecule: messenger RNA, 1338 nt
Organism: Eremothecium gossypii ATCC 10895
Lineage: Eukaryota; Fungi; Ascomycota; Saccharomycetes; Saccharomycetales; Saccharomycetaceae
Gene: CLP1
Product: cleavage polyadenylation factor subunit CLP1
Exons: 1
Coding region: 1-1338 (445 amino acids)
Biological process (GO): tRNA splicing, via endonucleolytic cleavage and ligation
Cellular component (GO): nucleus; mRNA cleavage factor complex
Molecular function (GO): polynucleotide 5'-hydroxyl-kinase activity
Source: RefSeq, marked provisional